Westerdykella ornata is the source of this 1002-nucleotide messenger RNA. RefSeq lists its product as uncharacterized. The record is from RefSeq and is a predicted model, not a curated record. Bases 1 to 1002 code for a protein of 333 amino acids. The transcript has 2 exons. NCBI's taxonomy places the organism in Eukaryota, Fungi, Ascomycota, Dothideomycetes, Pleosporales, Sporormiaceae.
AUGACUUUCCGCAAUACUCUUCUGGCGGCCGUCGCCAUUGUCUCUUCCGCUAGCGCCCAUAUUAUCAUGGAGUCUCCCGUCCCCUACAGCGUCGACACGAUCGACAAUGGACCCAUCAACGCCGCUCAGUUCCCUUGCAAAAACCAGCUCGGCUACAAAGUCAGCAAGGUGAACAAGAUGGCUGUUGGAGAGACCCAGACUCUCUCGUUCAAGGGCAGCGCCGUCCACAAUGGUGGUCUCUGCCAGCUGUCCGUUGCCUUGUCCCGAGAGCCUACCGCCAACACUCCGUUCAAGGUUAUCAAGACCAUUCAGGGUGGAUGCCCCGGCAUCAAUGGUGCUGAAAAAUUCUCUUUCCAGAUACCUAAAGAGAUUCCCAACGGCGACCACACCUUCGCAUGGACCUGGAUGCCGGUUUCCAGCGGUGGCCCCGAGUACUACAUGAACUGCGCCCCCAUCGAAGUCACUGGGGGAGCUGGCGAUGAGUCCGGCUUCAACCAACUUCCCGACAUGCUGGUCGCCAAUCUCCCUGGAAUCAACACCUGCACCCAGGUGGUGAACACCAUCCUCGAGCCACCAAAUCCAGGAGCGAACGUCGAAAAGGCGGACAACACUGGCCGUAAGAGUGCUCCCCCUACGGGCGAUUGCGGUCCUAAGAGCGGUGGUGGCUCUCCUCCCGUUCCGCUCCCGUCGUCCUCGACUACCGCCGUCUCUUCGCCUACCCAGACUUCUGUUCCCUCGAACCCCGGCGGCAUCUUCGCUCCCGGUGCUUCGAACGCUCCUCAGUCCACAACCACGACCCUGCCCCAACCCACUGGUACUCCCAACAACGGCUCCGCAAGCUGCCCCACUGAUGGAGCCAUCGUCUGCAACGGCGAGAGCCAGUUCGGCCUCUGCAACCAUGGCUCCGUCGUCUGGCAGGCCGUCGCUGCCGGCACCGCUUGCCGCAACGGCGUCAUCCAGAAGCGUGAAUACCGCGGCAGGAUCGUCCGCAGGGCUAUCUAA